Molecule: messenger RNA, 948 nt
Organism: Psammomys obesus (fat sand rat)
Lineage: Eukaryota; Metazoa; Chordata; Mammalia; Rodentia; Muridae
Gene: Hoxa11
Product: homeobox A11
Exons: 2
Coding region: 1-948 (315 amino acids)
Biological process (GO): regulation of transcription by RNA polymerase II; anatomical structure development
Cellular component (GO): nucleus
Molecular function (GO): RNA polymerase II cis-regulatory region sequence-specific DNA binding; DNA-binding transcription factor activity, RNA polymerase II-specific
Source: RefSeq, a predicted model, not a curated record
AUGAUGGAUUUUGAUGAGCGUGGUCCCUGCUCCUCUAACAUGUAUUUGCCAAACUGUACUUACUACGUCUCGGGUCCAGAUUUCUCCAGCCUCCCUUCUUUUCUACCCCAGACCCCGUCUUCGCGCCCAAUGACAUAUUCCUACUCCUCCAACCUGCCCCAGGUCCAACCCGUGCGCGAAGUGACCUUCCGGGAGUACGCCAUUGAGCCCGCCACUAAAUGGCACCCCCGCGGCAAUCUGGCCCACUGCUACUCCGCCGAGGAGCUCGUGCACAGAGACUGCCUGCAGGCGCCCAGCGCGGCCGGCGUGCCCGGCGACGUGCUGGCCAAGAGCUCGGCCAACGUCUACCACCACCCCACCCCCGCCGUCUCGUCCAAUUUCUAUAGCACGGUGGGCAGGAACGGCGUCCUGCCGCAGGCCUUCGACCAGUUUUUCGAGACGGCCUACGGCACCCCGGAAAACCUCGCCUCCUCCUCCGACUACCCCGGGGAAAAGAGCGCCGAGAAAGGGCCCCCGGCGGCGGCGGCGACCUCCGCGGCGGCGGCGGCGGCCACGGGCGCGCCGGCAACUUCAAGUUCGGACGGCGGCGGCGGCGGCGGCGGCUGCCGGGAGGCGGCGGCGGCGGCGGAGGAGAAGGAGCGGCGGCGGCGGCCCGAGAGCAGCAGCAGCCCGGAGUCGUCCUCCGGCCACACUGAGGACAAGGCCGGCGGCCCCGGUGGCCAACGCACCCGCAAAAAGCGCUGCCCUUACACCAAGUACCAGAUCCGAGAGCUGGAGCGCGAGUUCUUCUUCAGCGUCUACAUCAACAAAGAGAAGCGGCUGCAACUGUCCCGCAUGCUCAACCUCACCGAUCGUCAAGUCAAAAUCUGGUUCCAGAACAGAAGAAUGAAGGAAAAAAAGAUUAACAGAGACCGGUUACAGUACUACUCAGCUAACCCGCUUCUCUAA